Messenger RNA from Diachasmimorpha longicaudata, 1192 nucleotides. RefSeq lists its product as uncharacterized. The coding region runs from base 232 to 1116 and encodes 294 amino acids. The record is from RefSeq and is a predicted model, not a curated record. The transcript is spliced from 6 exons. Lineage: Eukaryota; Metazoa; Arthropoda; Insecta; Hymenoptera; Braconidae.
GUUGUAGCGCCGACUCGGCACCGAAGUUGGGUAGUUUAAAGGCACACUGUAAAAAAUAGUCUGCACAUUUGUAUUUUUUAAUUAAAAACAACUAAAAAAAUAGGUGAAACAAGUACUAAAAUUUUCGUUUCCCCCCCGCGGCACCGUUACCACUAAAUAGCCCUAUAUAUAUGUAUAUACAUAGAUUUAUGUAUAUUUACGUCACUAUAAAUAAAUAAAACACUGAACAAAAUGCAGCGUCAACAAGCUCAAUGGAAGAAAAUCGUAUUUAUAUAUACUUUACAAUUAUUUUCAUAUGGAACACCUGAGGUACGGCUUGUUGCGCCAAACUACGUCAAGUACAAUAAUUCAGCGAUACUCAUGUGCAAUCACACAGUCCCACCUGAUGGUCUGCAUAAAGUAGAGUUUCAAAAAGAUGAGCGGAAGAUACUCGAGUAUAUACGAGAUCGUAAAGAGCCAUUUCGUAAAACUGCACCGCCGGGUGUUGACUUUGAACAUUCGCUCGAUGGCAAGACAAUCAAAUUAAAUAAUGUGCGGUAUGAGGCGGCGGGUUUGUACUCCUGCUUAGUCAGCUCCACCCACCCCAUUUAUACUGCGAGUUCCAAUGAAGUCAAGCUGCAGGUGAUAGUACCACAAACGGAAAAUCCUCACAUAACCUUCAAGAAGGACGUUUACACAGUAGGAGAAGUCCUCGAGGCUAAUUGUACCUCAUCUCCGGCGUAUCCAGUUCCUUAUCUGACCUGGCUCAUAAACGGAAAAGAGGCAGACAUGACACUCGUGACAACUUAUCCUCAUCGUCAACACAAGAGGCCCCUGAUGUCAGCAACCUCGAAACUUGCAAUCAAGGUGUCUGAGCUGCAUGCUGGGGAUAAUGGACGUCUCGAGAUUGCAUGCCAAGCAACAAUACCGGAUUUUCUCAUUCACAUCAAACAAUACGCCGACAUCAGAAAUAAGACUGUUCCAGUUGACAUUGUCGUGGAACCGACUAAAGCUUCCUCAUCAGCAACUCUUCCUCGUGGGUUAACCCCUCACGAUCUCAUCAGCAUACUACGUGGGAUGCUAAAUUUACUCCUCAACAGCAACAAUAAUGAAGCUAAUAAUCAUAACAUUAUUUAAAUAUACAAGAAAUCUAUUAAAUAAUAUAAUAAUGUCAAUUGAUAUAGCAUAUCGUAAUAAAAAACAAAGCUAUUAA